UUUGUCCUCCAACUUAAUCCAAAUUUCAAAAAAAAAAAAUCAAACUCAAAAAUAAAAAAUGUUACAUCACUAGUAUAAGUAAAUACCUUUACACUGCUGUUUAUAAUGUUAAAUGUCUAUUGUAAGUUACACUUAAACUAAAAGCCUUAUUUGACAAAAUCAAAACCAAAUCAGCCUUUCUUAUCAAUGAUAAUGCUGCAAAAAUAUUUUGAAUAUUUUUCUGCUCAAUUCCCACUUGAGCAAAUGUAUUUGUUUGAGUUUAACCCAACAUACACAAGAAAAUCCACUGGACAUUGCAUGAAAAUAUUUGUUCCUCCUGUUGCUUCAUUUCAAUUAUUCUAUACUGCAGGUUGGAAGGCUGCACUAAGAGCCAAACUCUUUUAAGAUGGAGCUCCUCACAGAUAGAAUCUCUUCAACAUGGAGGAAGCUCUGCACUUCUGGCUGCUGCUUCCUUCAACCCACUGAGAGCUUAGCAUCUCCACUCUCACGAUGCGUAAAUCCACUGGUCUAAUGCUCCGCAGAGGCACCAUCCAGUCCAUCUGAGCCACUUGUGGGAAGGAUUUGAGUCACAGCUCUUGCGAGAGCCUGCUUGAAAAAUGCCAUCCAGACCACAGCAGCAGUGAUUUGGGUCAGAGCCACAGCAGGGAUGAACGCGUCAGAUGAGUCCUCCUACCAAGAGGAGGUACUAAUGGGUAACUCCACCUGGGCUGACUCUUACUCUUACUACCACCAAAACUACACCCUGCCCCCUCCACUGCUGCCAGAUAAGACAAGUACGUCCAAACCUGCAGCAUGUGAGCAGGUCCACAUUGCUGUAGAGGUCUUUCUGAUCCUGGGCAUCAUCUCCCUGCUGGAGAACAUCCUGGUCAUCACAGCCAUAGUAAAGAACAAGAACCUCCACUCACCCAUGUACUUCUUCGUCUGCAGUUUGGCAGUAGCUGAUAUGCUGGUGAGUGUGUCCAACGCCUGGGAGACCAUCAUCAUUUACCUCCUCAACAACAGACAGCUGGUGGUGGAGGACCACUUCAUCCGGCAGAUGGACAAUGUGUUUGACUCCAUGAUCUGCAUCUCUGUUGUUGCAUCGAUGUGUAGUCUACUGGCAAUUGCUGUCGACAGGUACGUCACUAUCUUCUAUGCACUGAGGUACCACAACAUUAUGACAGUGAGGAGAGCUGGCUGCAUCAUCGGGGGAAUCUGGACCUUCUGCACGGGCUGCGGGAUCAUCUUCAUCAUCUACUCAGACACCACCCCUGUCAUCAUCUGCCUGGUUUCCAUGUUCUUCGCCAUGCUGCUCAUCAUGGCCUCCCUUUACAGCCACAUGUUCAUGCUGGCACGCUCGCACGUCAAGCGCAUCGCUGCCCUGCCCGGCUACAACUCCAUCCACCAGAGGGCCAGCAUGAAGGGGGCCAUCACUCUGACCAUUCUCCUGGGGAUCUUCAUCGUCUGCUGGGCUCCCUUCUUCCUCCACUUGAUCCUGAUGAUCUCCUGUCCGCGGAACCUCUACUGCGUGUGCUUCAUGUCCCACUUCAACAUGUACCUCAUCCUCAUCAUGUGCAACUCUGUGAUUGACCCAUUGAUCUAUGCCUUCAGGAGUCAGGAGAUGAGGAAGACUUUUAAGGAGAUCAUCUGUUGUUACAGUCUAAGGAACGCCUGCACCAAUAUCUGUGCUCUGACGGGUAAGUACUGAGAAACACAGACUGAAAAGAUGAAUGACAGGAUGGGUUGGAUGAACUGACUGAAGCUGACACUGGAGCAUAACUAUGGGAGAUUCUAUCAAAAAACACUGAGAACUGGUUCAAUGCACUUUUCAGGUGGUACAAUGUAUAGUCAAGCACAUUUUUGUCUUCUGUACAUCAAGUAUUAAAACAGCAUGAACUGGUUAACCAGUAUGUUAAAUGACAAUCUCUUAAUGUAUCUGCCAUGUACACAGUGUAGCUGUUUAUUAGGUACUUAAUUCAUACAUAAAGCUGGGACAAUUUGAAGUCAUUUUUAUGUGGAAAUGUGUCACAGAAAACUGUUGGUAGCCUGCCUUUUAUUAUAGCUAACAUUUCUCCUGCUUUGGCUCUUUAUUAUCAGUGAGCUUUUAUUACCCAUUUGAUCUGUGCAGACAGGGUAUUUUCUUCUUCACUACUAUCAUUUGUAAACCUUUAAUGCUGUUGUAUAAGAGUGCUUACAUAUUUGCUUUUAACUGCAACAUCGGCAUGCACAUGAUGACUAUCCUGCAUACCCAGUAUACAUGUGUUUGCAAUUCAAUUAAAAAUAUGUUAUUCAUCCCAAAAGGGACAAUUUAAGGCAUGCAAGUUUGCUAACACAAUUACACAAACAAUUUGUUUGCACACAAAAAUAAAAUAGCAAUGUAAAAAUAAAAAUAUGACAGUGUUAGAAAGAACACACAAGGAUUAAUGGCAGUGGUCAUUCUGCAGCUGCAGGCAAUAUCCAAAUCCACAAGGGCACGUUAAUGCUACGAGUGGUCAGUGCAGUGAAUUAAAGUUGUUUUGAAGAGAACCUAAGAGAGCUUGUCUGAAAUUACCCACAUUUAUAUAAACCCAAUGCUGGUUUUCUGCCAUGAUCUCAACAUUAAUAAUGUAGUAACAUCCUCGAUGUUGCCAUGUUUAGUACGUUUAUGUUGUGCAACAUUGGUUGUUGUCAAGGAAGAUAUUUCCGUGUUGGCCAGGGAUGAUUAGGCCCUGUGGGAGAGAGAUCAGGAGCCAGCUGCAGCAGCUCUUUGUAAAUAAAAAACUUAGCCUAGUUAUAACAUUAAGUGAUGACUAAGUGGAGAUAUACUGUAUGCAUCACUACAAUAAAAAAUAUUUAAACCCAGUGACUGCCAGGUGCAACUGUUGCAUAGCUAACUGAGCUAACGGAGAAAAGUAACGUUAGUUUGCUAACAUAUGACCUGUUUAAAUUAAAAAGCAAAAUAGGUAAUAUGGAGUAUGGUUGACAUGUCUGACCUGACAUUUGAAAAAAUACUGUUAAA
This is a messenger RNA of Thunnus maccoyii (southern bluefin tuna), 2977 nucleotides long. It is a transcript of the gene mc5ra, whose product is annotated as melanocortin 5a receptor. Gene Ontology annotation, biological process: G protein-coupled receptor signaling pathway. Gene Ontology annotation, molecular function: melanocortin receptor activity. The coding region runs from base 647 to 1687 and encodes 346 amino acids. The record is from RefSeq and is a predicted model, not a curated record. Gene Ontology annotation, cellular component: membrane. The transcript is spliced from 6 exons. Lineage: Eukaryota; Metazoa; Chordata; Actinopteri; Scombriformes; Scombridae.